Bemisia tabaci is the source of this 1406-nucleotide messenger RNA. The record is from RefSeq and is a predicted model, not a curated record. NCBI's taxonomy places the organism in Eukaryota, Metazoa, Arthropoda, Insecta, Hemiptera, Aleyrodidae.
CAGACGAAUAGAUUCAAACCUUUCGUUAUCGGUCAGCUUAGUCUUUCACGAGGCGCGUUUUCUGCCUGUUGCUGAUAGUUAUGCUACAUACAAAGUGAAAACAACGAGUACGUGUAUUUCAAGAAAAGAUGGGGAUAUCUUCAAGAAACACCGAAAGUUUUGGUCGACCGUUGAGCUGGUUGGUUUUUCAAUUGAUGUCAUCAUUACUCUUAACGACAAUUUUAAAAUCAUGCGAAACGCAAGGAUUUCUGGACCUCCGUGAAUCUUCCGAGGAAAAUGACGCUUUAAAUUCAAACAGGGUGCCCGCCCUUAGGCCACUCAUGAGCCAACUCUCCAAGUGGGGGCUCCCGAAAGCCACGACAAAAUCCCUUUUGGACAUGCUUGCACCUGUCACGACGCCGGCACCUGUGGCAGAAGAGUGGGAUAGGAUGAGCGAAUUCCUCAUUCUGAUGGACGAACACCCAGAGCGCUACGUCGACAAGACCCUCUUCCUGAGGCGAGCGAUGGAGCCGAGGGUCACAGUCGUCACCCGCCCUCGCGGUUUCGGCAAGACACUCAUGCUCUCCACGCUCGAACACUUCCUCGAUGCUCGACAACCCAACUCAUCGACCGACCUCUUCAAGAACCUCAGCAUCAUGAGGGACGCCGAGUUCGUGCGGAGGCACAAGCAUAAGUAUCCGGUCAUCAGGCUCGACUUCGGAGGCGUCAAGAACGCCACCUUUGCGGAGAACUUCCGGGUCUUGAAGUCUGUUGUUGCCGCAGCGUACCUUCGUCAUAGCGAAAGACUACUGCAACAAGAUGAAGCGGUGAUGGACAGCGCAGCAAAGGAGGUUUACAGGAGUAUAAUGGAGAAACAUGGCGAUGAGAAUUUGUACUUGGGAGCAAUCCAGCGGUUAUGCAAAUUCAUUUAUAAGGCCGAGGGUGUUCGCCCGAUCGUCUUGAUCGACGAGUAUGACACGCCUCUCCUAACGGCCCUCGAUACCGGGCACUAUCAUGCUAUGAUCAAGUUCAUGCGCGGUUUUUACCGUCAAACCCUCGACCCGAGAGAAAACGAUUCUUUCGAGAAAGGUGUUCUCACCGGUGUUACGAACAUCCAUACUAUCGUCCUGGAGCCCUUUCGAGAUGAAGUGAAAGUAUAUUCGAUCUUCGAUGAUGAGUGCUCGAAGUUUUUUGGCUUCACACAGGCAGAGGUGAGACAGCAACAUUCAUAGAAAUUCUCAGAAAUUAUAACAGAAUUUUAUUUGCGGCUUAUCCGUGAUAAUGGAGCUCUUGCAUGCAUUAAGGUGAUUCGAUAGACGCCAUAUUUUGUGUCAUAACUACGUACAACAUAUUGCAUUGAUUGGUUACAUUUUCUCAGCUACUACUCGUCAAUCCUUAAGUUGAUUCGAUGGACGCUAUAUUUUGUG